Molecule: messenger RNA, 1490 nt
Organism: Cucurbita pepo subsp. pepo (vegetable marrow)
Lineage: Eukaryota; Viridiplantae; Streptophyta; Magnoliopsida; Cucurbitales; Cucurbitaceae
Product: protein ENHANCED DISEASE RESISTANCE 2-like
Source: RefSeq, a predicted model, not a curated record
CAGCCAAUAGUAAGCGACCAUCACUGAUUGAAUUUAUGCAGAAAGUAGCAAUGGUUCUUUAUUGAUCGCCAUUAAUGCUUGACCUUUGAGUUUUCGUCUUUCUGGAGCCUUCCUUCCGUCCUUCAAUGGCUGCGACGGUUCUUCAGAUGCUUUUCUUUGUUCUAAAGCAACUAAGCUCCACCUAAAUCACGAAUCUCUCAACGCUCUGAAAGUGGAGAAACAAACAACUCGUUUGCUCUACUUUUUCAAUCUCCAAGCGUUUCAAUGAAAAUAACAUGUGGAAAUUUUGAGAAGUUUGGUCUUACUAAGGUGGAUGGUAGAAGUUGAAAUUUCUUCCAAGAUUACGUGGUUCUGUUCUUUCUCUUUCUCUGGUUAGGGUUUUUAGUGCGUUGUCAUUGCUGGAAUCUCUGCUCUGCAGCUUGCGAUUGAGGUUGCUUUCUCCUGUUUCUUCGAUUGCGCGCUCGUAAGUCGUUGGAUGACUUAUGGCAAAUGUUGGUGAAGAUGAGCUUGAAUGGAUUGAAAGAGUGAAAUCAGGAGGGAAUGUUCCAUUUCUUGAUGCAAAUGCUGACCAUUCAAAUUGUUGGGGUUCUCCCCAUGGGGACAAGUUCCUGGUGAGAGGUCCAGAGUAUUUUUCAACUAAGGUGAAAGUUCCUGCAGGCGAAACGCUUCUAAAGCCUCUCGGUUUCGACUGGAUAAGGAGUUCUGCAAAGAUUGGAGGGAUAUUGAACCAUCCAAACAGUCGUAUUCAGAAGGCUAUUAAGGAUUCAUUUCCUACAGGUCCAAGGCCUUUCAUCUGGGCAUUUAAUCUACAACUUCCAAGCAAAGAGAAUUACAACAUUGUUUCUUACUUUGCAUCGACAGAGCCCAUUACCAAAGGCUCCUUGAUCGACCAGUUCCUUAAAGGUGACGACCACUUCAGAAACUCGAGGCUUAAAAUGAUUGCUGAUAUUAUAAAAGGCCCUUGGAUUGUCAAAAAGGCUGUUGGGGAGCAAGCGAUCUGCGUGGUCGGGCGUAUGCUUUCGUGUAAAUACGUCGUAGGUGACAACUUUUUUGAAGUCGACAUCGACAUUGGAUCGAAUAUUGUGGCGCAGGCCAUGUUUCAUUUGGUGUUUGGUUACUUCACAGCCAUGACAGCUGAUGUAGCGUUUCUGAUUGAAGGUCAAACAAAAUGUGAGCUUCCUGAACGACUUCUCGGGUGUUUUAGAUUCUCUGAUCUGAAUCCUGCUUCAGCUAUGCCAAUGGAGGUAUCUAUUUCCUUGGAGAGUGAUGCUACCAGUCUGCAGUCUUCUAUGGCUACAGGGCUGUGGAAGUCAGUUGGGUAAGGUAUUUCUAACUUACUCAUUGAUUAUUGAUUAAGAUUUGUUGAGGUUAAAUGUAUAUUUUAAUACUUAAUGCUCCUGUCAUUUAUCCUGAUGUUUCUCUUUGUUAGAACUUGUACUUAAUUUGAAAUCAGCUAUAUUUAUCAUGUGUUUAUUUUUUUUGUGGUCAAA